CACUCCUUGGGUCGCACCCAGAGUACAUGCGAAAAUUCAGAAUAGAUCCUGUGCACUCUGCACGUAACUCUGCUUUUUAUACACAAAACGCAGCAGCAGACAUAAUUUGCGUUUUUGGGGGCGGGGAGGAGGGAGCGCCCGCGACCACACUGCUCACAAUAAUAAUCGGUUGUAGUCUAUUAGUUAUCUUUAUCCACCGCUCGCUACAGUACCGUAGACUGGAUCUGAACACCAAUGUAAUCCUGAAUCAUGGCUGCAAAAGAGGAUCUCUACAGCAAAAUCAUCCCGCGAAGACUUCGGCCGAAAGUACCUGGCACUGUGAAAUAUGGAUCGAAUUUGGACGUCCUCUUAUCGAUGGGUUUCCCCAAAACCAGGGCAUUGAAGGCACUAGUAUCAACAGGAGGCAGGAGUGUACAGGCAGCAUGUGACUGGCUGUUCUCCCAUGUUGAUGACCCCUUCCUGGAUGACCCGUUGCCCAGAGAGUACGUCCUGUACCUGCGCCCUAGCGGACCCCUGCAGAAUCAGCUCCAUCACUUCUGGCAGCAGUCCCGCAUCACCUGCGGAAAGAACAAGGCCCACAACAUCUUCCCCCACAUCACACUCUGCCAGUUCUUCAUGUGUGCAGACAACAAGGUGGACGCCCUGUUGGAGGCCCUGCAGGCCACGGUGGACCAAUGGAGGGGUCGUUUCCCUAGCCCUCUGCCCCUGGAGCUCUACACCUCCUUCAACUUCAUAGGCCUCUUCGUUGAGGAGCAGAUCGCAGAGGUCCUCAAGCAGUUUGCUGCUGACUUUGCUUCCGAGGCUGCCAGAAAAGCUGAUGUCCAUUUAGAGCCCCAUAAGAAGCAGCUCCAUGUGACUUUAGCCUACCACUUCCCCACCAGUCACCUGACCUCCCUGGAAAAGCUGGCUAAGGGAAUCGAGGUGAAGCUAGGCUGUGAUUGGCUGGCUGUCCUUUUCUCCCGGGACAUACGUUUUGCCAAUCAUGAGACGUUGCGUGUGAUGUAUCCCUACGCCCCUCAGAAUGAGGACGAGCUGGAGCUGGUCCCGGGUGACUUUGUCUUCAUGUCUCCCUUGGAGCAGAACAACACUAGCGAGGGCUGGGUCUACGGGUCCUCCCUGGCCACGGGGCUGUCCCGCCUAUUGCCUGAGAACUACGUCAGCCGGGCAGACGAGUGUGACACCUGGGUCUUCCACGGAUCACACUCCUUCUUCAGUUGCUCCGCCCCCUCGGACAAAGUGAGCAGGGAAAGGAGCCUAUUCGAUGGGCUGCUGGACAGCCGUCUCCUCGACAACACAAGCCCUGGGGACACACCUACCUUGAGCCUCAUCUGUCAUCCCAUGCAGGUGCUUCGGGUCAGCAGCAAUCACUCUCGGGUCCCCAAGCGGACCCUGUUUGUCUGCCGGCACGGUGAGCGGAUGGAUGUGGUGUUUGGGAAACACUGGCUUUCACUGUGCUCUGAUUCCAAAGGUAGAUAUGUGCGCACUAACCUGAACAUGCCAGUCAGCCUGCCCAUGUGGAGUGGAGGACACAGAGAUUACAACAUGGACACCCCCAUCACUGUGUUUGGUUCCACACAAGCACGAAUAGUGGGCGAGGCGUUGUUGGAGAGCAACACAGUGAUAGACUUUGUGUACUGUUCGCCCUCUCUGCGCUGUGUCCAGACUGCUCAGAACAUCCUCAAAGGUCUGCAGCAGGAUGGCAAGCUGAAGAUCAGAGUGGAGCCAGGGCUAUUCGAGUGGACCAAGUGGGUCUCUGGGAGCUCUCUUCCUGCCUGGAUCCCUCCCACAGACCUGGCUGCAUCCCACUUCACUGUUGACACAACAUACAGACCUCUCAUACCGAUAAGCAAACUUAGUGUGUCGGAGUCCUAUGACACGUACAUGAGCCGGAGCUACCAAGUGACCAAAGACAUUCUGUUUGACUGCAAAAACAUGGGAAACAACAUACUGAUUGUUGCCCACGCUUCCUCUCUGGAGGCCUGCACCCGACAGCUCCAGGGCCGCAGCCCCCAGACCUCCAAGGACUUCAUCCAAGUAGUCAGGAAGAUCCCCUACCUGGGUUUCUGUUCCUGCGAGGAGCAGGGCGACACAGGGGUCUGGCAGCUGGUGGACCCGCCCAUCCUGCCCCUCACACAUGGACCCAACCACAGCUUCAACUGGAGGGAGACCCUCCUUCAGGAAUGACAUCCGCUUCCCUGGAGAGCAGACUUGCUCAGCCCCAUCCUGAGGCUUAAGUUUCUUAAGAGUCAAUGGGUGAUUGGACCUGGAUGUACUGUACUGUACAUAUGGUCAUUUGACAGUAUUGUUGACAUUUCUAAUUUGACAGUAUUGUUGUUAGUGAGAGCAGAGAGAGAAGAGAGUGAAGUUGGAGAGGGCAGGGCUACUGUAAGUCUCAGGGCCUGGUUGAUUGUGGAGGCUAUCACUCAGCUGGCUACAGCAAGCACAUGGACCAUUACAUAUGACACCGCUGCGAGUCAACAGCGUGCCAGAAGGGAGUCACAAGGUUGAGAACAUUGACCUAAAGAAAUGAGCAGAAUUGUUUGUGUUUGGAAAAGCAAUUGCAUUCCUUGUCCCGCUUGCAGAUUAACUGUUGACGAGGGCAAAUGUUAUCCUCAAAAGCCCUUGACUGUAGCCGCAAGUCAUCUCACAGAUGUUCCCCAGCGUGGAAUCUGUGUGUAUAAAGUUGAUCUCGUUGGGGGAAAAAACCUGCUAAACUUAAUCCAUGCUCUCUUGAAUACUGUACGUAUAACCACUUAUUCAUCCAUUUAAACGGAUUGCAGUGUGGUCAAUAUGAUGUCUUUUAUGACUUUAUGGUCACGUUGUAUGCUGGUUGUAUAAAAACUUUGUGUUAAUGUAAGUAACCAGAAAAAGACAUCUUCGCCUGGUUGUAAUGUGUUAUGUGACAAGAUAACAACCAACAUAUGACAUAUUUACUAUGAAAUCCUGAGCUCGUCAUAAAAAAUACAUCUUCAUGUGGUUGUAACCGAGACUAGUUGGAAAUCUGGUUUUAUGACUUCUUCCCAACCAGAAAACUGGUUUACAACUAGUUUACAACCAGAAAAUGACAUCAUUAAGACAGCAUGUGCCAAAUGUUUUUCACUGGGUGGCUUGUCACCUGGUUUGUUUGAAACAGUCUCAAUGGCACAAAGUGCACUAUUGACAAUCACAGGUGAGCCUUGGUGAGGCUGGUCGAAUAACCAGUAGUUAGGAAAUUGUAUGUGUUUAUUUUACAUAAUGUAAGGUCUUAUGGCAGAAUAGUUGUUGGCCACUGCACUAGAAAACAUCUUUCAGUCUUCCAGUUGUGAAAUAUCAUAUACAAAAGACCUGUCCCAUGGUAGGGAAAUACAUGUUUUUCUCAGGUGUAGAUUUCAUUGUGACCUUAUACAGUAUGUGCAUUUCAUUGGGCCAUGAAAAUUGUUGUAAGCGCCUCUUAAGAUUGAACCUGAUUUCUCUUGAUGUCUCAGUGAUGUCAGAGAGAUGUUCUCUGUUCAUUGAGUCAGCUUUUGUUUAGCCUCAUCUAAAUCUAUCUGAUCUAAUCUUUCUGCAAAUAUUGAUUAUUAAGGAAGCUCUUAAACAAUGCUCUGGUGCUGUUCUUCCAUUGAUACAUGCAAGUACGAUACUUACAAGUACAAUUACAAAUUUGUGAUAAAAGUGUCAGUGAGGAACAAAGCAGGCCUACAUCAGAGGUUAUCCACAUGCACUGUUGAGGAAACCCUGAAAACCUAAAAACUGAGGAGGAAGCCAUCUCUGUCAUUUUGUGUUAAUUUAUUUUCUCCAAUAUUAUAUUUCCAAAUGUAUAUAAACGUUAAUUUAAGAAAUACAUUUUUCACCUCACAUAGUUUAGAGGACUAGUGUGCUAAGAUGUGCAAAAGAUUGAAAUGAAAACAAACUGAUUGAAGGAGGAGAUGAUACAGUAUUCCCUGUAUAUACAGAUAUGAGCAUCUCUGAGGUGUGUUCUUUAUUUUGUUUCAAAUAUUGUCUGGACCCCCCCCCAUAUGAUACUGACAGUAUCACUGUUUCAGAUAUGUAGAAGUUACAUAUCAAAUUAAAGAAAUCAGGUCAUUUUGUUUUGUAUUGUUAUCUUUUUGGGGGGGGAUGGAGAAUUCCUUCAACAGUUUGUUCAAUAUGUAGUAUUAUGGUUUAGCCACUAGGUGUAGGUGUAAGACCUUUGGAGUUGAUUACAUACAGUAUCUAUCUUAGCAGAGGCGUCAUGCCCAUAUGGGCACAGGGGCACGUGCCCCCUCAGAUUUGUCUUUUUUGUUUCAGAUGUUAAAUUAAUUAUUAACCUUAAUUUUUAAGUCCACGUUUUAUCAUAAUUAUUUAUAAAAAUUAUCUGUCAGCUGUAUUUUGUGGAGGGGGCACACUUACUGGACCAGGCAAAGAGUACCCCCACCCACGUAUAAUUGAACAGGUAAAGAGGUAUGCUUAGAUAACCUAUGCAAGAAAAUAGACAUAUUUUUACAUAUAAUUAGGCAUAAUGAUUAUGGAUUUAGAUUGCAUGAAAAAUAUGUUUCAGGUGUUUGCAAAAUUCUCCAUCAUUACGUACUUUGUGCCCCCUUUAAAAUAAUAGGUGCAUGACAUCCCUGCCUGAAGUGAUUUAAAAACAAAGAAAUCCUUAGAAAGGGAUGAUGGAAGUAGACAUAAAUAACAAAGUGAAAGGAAUAAGAUACUGUGAUAUUGUGUAAAAUUAAAAAAUCUAAUCUUUC
Molecule: messenger RNA, 4706 nt
Organism: Salvelinus fontinalis (brook trout)
Lineage: Eukaryota; Metazoa; Chordata; Actinopteri; Salmoniformes; Salmonidae
Product: ubiquitin-associated and SH3 domain-containing protein B-like
Exons: 14
Coding region: 250-2184 (644 amino acids)
Molecular function (GO): protein binding
Source: RefSeq, a predicted model, not a curated record